AGCGGCAGACGCUGCACACCUGGCCACGGCGCCCAGCUCCUGCUCCUGCCCUGGCGGCCAUGGACGGGCAGCAGAUCCCAGCCCUGUGGGACACCUAUGAGAACAGCAUGUCGGAGAUCAGCCAGAAGUUACAGGGGGAAUACUUCUGGUACAAGGGCAUCCCCUUCCCCGUCGGCUUGUACUCACCAGAGAGCAUCAGCCUGGCAGAGAACACCCCAGACGUGCGCGACGAUGAUAUCUUCAUCAUCACCUACCCCAAGUCAGGUACCAAUUGGAUGAUUGAGAUCCUCAGCUUAAUUUUGAGAGAUGGGGACCCCUCCUGGAUCCGUUCAGUGCCCAUCUGGGAGCGUGCGCCCUGGUGUGAGACCAUCAUGGGUGCCUUCAGCCUCCCGGACCAGUCCAGCCCACGUCUCAUGAGCUCCCAUCUCCCCAUUCAUAUCUUCACCAAGGCUUUCUUCAACUCCAAGGCCAAGGUAAUCUACCUGAGCCGGAACCCCCGCGACGUCGUGGUCUCUCUCUAUCAUUAUUCUAAGAUUGCAGGACAACUGAAGGACCCAGGCACACCAGACCAGUUCCUUCAGAACUUCCUCAAAGGAGAAGUGCAGUUCGGCUCCUGGUUCGAUCACAUUAAGGGCUGGAUCCGAAUGCGAGGCCGAGAGAACUUCCUGUUUAUCACUUAUGAGGAGCUGCAGCAGGACCUGCGAGGCUCCGUGGAGCGCCUCUGUGAGUUCCUGGGCCGGUCUCUGGGCGAGGAGGCGCUGGGCUCCGUGGUGGCACACUCCGCCUUCGGAGCCAUGAAAGCCAACACCAUGUCUAACUACACGCUGCUGCCCCCCAGCUUGUUGGACCACCGCCAGGGGGCCUUCCUGCGCAAAGGGGUCUGCGGUGAUUGGAAGAACCACUUCACUGUGGCACAGAGUGAAACAUUUGACCGGGUCUACCGUGAGCAGAUGCAGGGGCAGCCAAGCUUCCCCUGGGAUGUGGACCCAGAAGCCAUCAGCCAGGACCAAAAACCUGACCCUGAGCCCAGCCCUGGCCCUGGCACCGCCUCAGAUGACCCCCACCCAGGAUCCUCACAAUAAACUUAUCACUCUGAU
Messenger RNA from Jaculus jaculus (lesser Egyptian jerboa), 1097 nucleotides. It is a transcript of the gene Sult2b1, whose product is annotated as sulfotransferase family 2B member 1. The transcript is spliced from 7 exons. Gene Ontology annotation, molecular function: sulfotransferase activity. Gene Ontology annotation, cellular component: cytoplasm. The record is from RefSeq and is a predicted model, not a curated record. Gene Ontology annotation, biological process: sulfation. Lineage: Eukaryota; Metazoa; Chordata; Mammalia; Rodentia; Dipodidae. The coding region runs from base 60 to 1082 and encodes 340 amino acids.